Messenger RNA from Toxorhynchites rutilus septentrionalis, 4050 nucleotides. RefSeq names its product xanthine dehydrogenase/oxidase-like. The record is from RefSeq and is a predicted model, not a curated record. Bases 179 to 3973 code for a protein of 1264 amino acids. Gene Ontology annotation, molecular function: FAD binding; oxidoreductase activity; 2 iron, 2 sulfur cluster binding. Lineage: Eukaryota; Metazoa; Arthropoda; Insecta; Diptera; Culicidae. The transcript is spliced from 8 exons.
GGGCGGCGGUUAAAUCAGCGGCGUUUGGCUCAGUUUCACAUUAUUCGCUCACGACUAGUCGUAGUGGAAAGACGGUGUCAACUGAUCUGAUCCCCAGAACCCGUAGGUGGCUGGGAAAUAAUUGAAUUCAGUAAGUUCUCAAUUACGAUUUGAAAUCGGGCGAAACAAAACCUAAAACAUGGAGGCUAUUUUCACGAUUAACGGAAGGAUUUUCGAGGUCGGCUCGAAUACAGUCCCUAUUGAUACAUCUUUAAAUACCUUCAUUCGAAACAAUGCCAACCUCAGCGGAACCAAAUUCAUGUGUUUGGAGGGAGGCUGCGGAGCAUGCAUUGUCAACGUGAGUGGAGUUCAUCCAGUGACGAAGCAAAAAUGCUCGUGGGCCGUUAAUUCUUGUCUGUUCCCGGUGUUCUCCUGUCACGGUUUGGACAUCGUUACCGUCGAAGGGAUUGGAGACAAGCAGGAUGGGUAUCACCAGACUCAAACCGUUCUCGCACAGUUCAACGGUUCACAGUGCGGAUACUGCUCUCCCGGAAUGGUGAUGAAUAUGUACAGCCUUCUGGACUCCAAAAAGGGCCGUGUGACGAUGGCUGAGGUCGAGAAUGCCUUCGGAGGUAACAUCUGUCGAUGUACCGGAUAUAGACCAAUUCUGGAUGCGUUCAAAUCACUUGCUGUCGACGCCGAACCUAGAUUGAAGGAGACGUGUCGGGAUAUCGAAGAUUUGACAAAAGUCUGUCCAAGAACAGGGAACUCUUGCACUGGGAAAUGUUCAGCAAUUGCUGCAUCCAAUGAGCAUCGGUUUCUUAAUCUAACAUUCCCUAGAAAUAAAGAAUGGUAUAAAGUGGGAACCAUUGAAGAGGUUUUCAAAAUUUUCCAGAAGAUCGGAAACAAGCCCUAUAUGCUGGUCGCUGGCAACACUGCGCACGGGGUCUAUCGGAGACGCGAAGAUUUACAGGUUUUCAUCGACAUAACAUCCGUCGAAGAGCUUCGAUCGCACUCCUUUGGAGACAAACUCAUUAUUGGGGCUAAUGUGUCACUGACCGAAUUGAUGGAAAUUUUGUCGAAGGCGGCGGAUCAGGAUGCCAAUUUCAAACAUUGUGCCGAACUUGUAAAACAUAUCGAUUUGAUUGCCAACGUCCCGGUUCGCAACACUGGCACGAUAGCCGGAAACCUCAGCAUUAAAAAUCAGCACAAAGAAUUUCCGUCCGACUUAUAUCUGAUUCUGGAGGCUGUUGAAGCACACUUAACAAUCGUUCGAUCGGAUUCUACCAAGGCAAUUCAUGUUAGCCCGGCCAACUUUGUCAACAUGGAUAUGACCAAAAAUUUGAUUCUGAACAUCGUUAUUCCACCUCUGAACACGAAUGUGAGCGUAUUCCGCUCAUUCAAAGUUAUGCCAAGGGCUCAGAAUGCUCAUGCCUACGUGAACGGUGCGUUCUUAUUGAAAUUCAACAACACGAAGGCAGAGAUCGAAUCAGCCAACGUCUGCUUCGGCGGAAUUAACCCCACGUUCACCCAUGCCACAAAAACUGAGAAGUACAUCGUGGGAAAAACCAUCUUCAACAACGAGAUCCUACAAUCAACUUUCAAAAUUUUAUCUAACGAACUUGAACCGGACUGGAUUCUUCCGGAUGCAUCGCCAGAAUAUCGUAGAAGUUUGGCGAUCUCACUGUUCUAUAAAUUCAUCCUAAACAUUGCCCCCAACGCAAGCCCCGUCUACAAAUUGGGAGCAUCAAUUCUCGAGCGGCCAGUCUCAACCGCAUCUCACCGAUUCGAUUCGUAUCCCGGCAAUUGGCCUCUCACGAAAAACAUUCCGAAAAUUGAAGGUCUUGCGCAAGCAUCGGGACAAGCAAAGUACGCGAAUGACUUUCCUACUCUGAAGGACGAACUCCACGCAGCGUAUGUUCUUGGAAAGAAACCAAAUGUAACGAUUGAAUACAUCGAUGCCUCUGAAGCGUUGAAAAUUCCCGGAGUUGUGGGCUUCUUCUCCGCAAAGGACAUUUCCGGAGCGAAUAACUUCAUGUAUUUCCCAGAGUUCAUGGGCUCGGAAAUCGAGGAAGUAUUCGCUUCCGAAAGGGUUGCAUACCAUGGUCAGCCAAUCGGGUUAAUUGUAGCUGAAACGUUUGCCUUAGCCAACCGCGCCGCAGAAGUCGUGAAGGUGACAUACGGGAAGCUCCAAUCAGUUAAAAUCUAUCCCACCGCAAUGGAUGUUCUGAAAGCGGAAGCAACCGACAGAAUAAAGGAAAUGUCUUACAGCACUCAUGGUAAAAAUUUCGACAGCUCCAAAGAAGGGCCCAUCAAGGUCAAGGGUCAUUUUGAGCUCGGGGGUCAAUACCAUUACUACAUGGAGACACAAACUUGCGUCUGCCUUCCAGUGGAAGAUGGUAUGGACGUUUACUCAUCUACCCAGUGGGUCGAUCUGACCCAGAUGGCCAUCGCACGAAUGUUGAAGAUUCCCCAGAACAGUCUCAAUCUCUACGUCCGAAGACUGGGUGGCGGAUACGGGGGUAAGGGAACACGCGCAACGAUGGUCGCCUGUGCUUGUGCUCUCGCUACCCAUCUCACAAGAAGACCUGUACGGCUCGUAAUGACGUUGGAAGCAAACAUGGAAGCCAUAGGCAAACGAUUCCCAGUGAUUUCCGAUUACGAGGUUAGCGUUGAUAAAAAUGGUAAAGUCGUGAAACUGUUCAACGAAUAUGUUCACGACUAUGGAUCGAACUGGAACGAAUCCAUGGGACACGCCGGGGAAUUUUUCGGUAAUUGCUACGAUCACAGCGUGUUCAAAACGGUUGCCAAGGGUGCGAAAACGGAUUGUGCCAGUAAUACGUGGUGUCGCGCUCCCGGGACAACCGAAGGCAUUGCUAUGAUUGAAACCAUAAUGGAGCACAUUGCCUUUGCAACCGGCCGUGAUCCUUUGGAGGUUCGCAUGGUUAAUAUGCCCUCCGACAUGAAGAUGCUUGAGCUGAUGCCUCAGUUCCGGGCUGAUGUCGAAUAUGAUGCUAGGAAAGCGGAAAUUUCUCAGUUCAACGUGGCUAACCGCUGGCGGAAACGCGGAAUCGCAAUUGUUCCGAUGAGGUAUCCGCUGGGAUAUUUUGGCUCAUUACACGCGAUCGUUUCAAUUUAUCAUGACGACGGAACUGUUUCUGUUUCCCACGGUGGUAUCGAGAUGGGUCAAGGAAUGAACACCAAGGCAAUCCAAGUGGCUUCCCAUGUGCUCGGAAUUUCCAUGGAUAAGAUCAGUAUCAAACCGACGAACAAUCUAACCUCUCCCAAUGCUAUUUGCACCGGAGGAAGCAUGACUAGUGAAACUGUUUGCUAUGCCGUCAAACGUGCAUGCGAGGUUCUCUUGGAGCGCAUGAAACCGAUCCAAGAACAAAAUGCCGAGGAUUCCUGGGAUGUGCUUGUUGGCAAGUGUCACAUGAAUGGUGUGGAUCUGUGUGCAACCUACAUGUAUAAAGCAUCAGAUCUUACCCCGUACAUAAUUUGGGGUCUAAGCUGUACUGAAAUCGAGGUUGACAUUCUCACGGGUAACGUCCAGGUACAGCGGGUAGACAUACUCGAGGAUGUCGGCGAGAGCUUAAGCCCCGGAAUCGACAUAGGCCAAAUUGAGGGUGCAUUCGUUAUGGGCAUUGGGUACUAUCUGACCGAAGCGCUUGUUUUCGAUCCCGAAAAUGGUGCCCUACUUACCAAUCGAACAUGGACCUAUAAGCCACCCGGUGCGAAGGAUAUUCCGAUCGAUUUUCGUAUCCGCUUUCUGCAGAAUAGCUCCAACGCAACGGGAGUGUUACGUUCCAAAGCGACCGGUGAACCGGCGAUGAAUAUGACUAUUUCGGUGAUUUUUGCCCUGAGACACGCACUAAUGUCAGCACGCGAGGACGCGGGACUACCAAGGGAGUGGAUUUCACUUGGAGCGCCAUCCACUCCGGAUCAGGUUCACCUGCUGGCCGGUAACACACUUGAACAGUAUAGGCUGGUUUGAUUCAUAUAUUAUUCAAAAGUUAUUUUUAUGAUUGAAUCCAUAUAGAUGAAUAAAUAUUUAUGGUUUGCGAAGAAUAA